CAUGAUUCCACUAAUCAUGAUGGCCAUAGCUUUUCUGAUGCUGCAGUUCUCCCUUGUCCACUGUUCUGAAGUUCUGGGUAUCCCAGAUGUAAUCACACCACAGGAGGUGAAGUUCCAGUCGCUGGACUACAUAAAUGUUUUACACUGGAAGCCCAAUGGCCUCUUGUCCAUCGCACCAGAAUAUUUCGUCCAAUAUAAAAUCUAUGGGGAAAAGCAUUGGACCAAUGUCACACACUGCCAGGGCAUCAACCAGCUGCUCUGUGACCUGAGUCAGGAGACAUCAGACCCCCGGGAGUGGUACUACGCCAGGGUCCAGGCAGCCCUCCCAGGGGCCAGCUCCCCCUGGGUCCUCAGCUCCAGAUUCAACCCACACUGGGAGACCUCAGUGAGUCCACCUAGAAUGAAGCUCAAGGUAACAAAGCAAGGCAUUGUGGUCCAGCUUAGAACUCCAAGCUCCCCCUUCGUUAAAAAAAAAGGCAGCUGUGGGUCCAGGAGGAAGUUUCAGAGACUGACUUACAACAUAUAUGUCAUUCAUGAUAACAUGGUGCAGGAAGAGCAUAAAUUGGACAACUGUGUAAGUGAGCUCUUGAUCAAGUACCUGAGCCCAAACACCACCUACUGCCUCCAAGCAGAGGCUCACAUCCAACGUCUGGGUCGCAGCAGUAAAAAGGGUGAGAAGUCCUGCAUCACCACGCUCUGAGGCAAGGGCCCAGCAGCAUCCACAGGUACUGGAUAUGACACGGAGGAUCUAAGACAG
Megalops cyprinoides (Indo-Pacific tarpon) is the source of this 757-nucleotide messenger RNA. It is a transcript of the gene il22ra2, whose product is annotated as interleukin 22 receptor, alpha 2. Lineage: Eukaryota; Metazoa; Chordata; Actinopteri; Elopiformes; Megalopidae. The record is from RefSeq and is a predicted model, not a curated record. Bases 2 to 700 code for a protein of 232 amino acids. Gene Ontology annotation, molecular function: protein binding. The transcript has 5 exons.